CACAACGCCACGCGCCCGUCCACCCAGAGCAGAGACUUUCAAAUCACUGCCAGGGCGAACAAAAUUUCGGAUGCUGGCGCCAAACCGUCUUCGCGUCACUUGCUGUUGCCCUCGCUCUCCAAUUGCCCACUGGCAUGGCCCAUCUGCCCAUCUGACGGGGUGGACGGUCGCCAUUGAGCGCGACAUGUGGGCAAUGGCUCGCCGGACAUGGUGGGAACCCACCCCAGGCGGUGCGCCACACCCACUUUGCAUGUGAAAGCGACCCCGUCUCAGGUGGACACCCUCAGCGCCCUCAACAAUAAUGGGAUCCCCCCCACGGUGGGCAGUGUGGUUGCCCGUGUCGCGAGAUGGAGGAGCAGCUGAGGCUCUCACGAGAUGAAAAUGUCACACCAUCUCGCCCUGGAGUUGACUUCUGAAGUCAUGCUGACAGGGAGGAGGGUGUGGCAGGUGCCUUAUCGUUAUCGUUAUCGGUAUCGGAAUCGCCCGGUCUGGCUGCCCCUCCAACAAACUCCAAACGACAAUGGAGACGGUAAAUUAAAUUACGGAUUCCCCACACGCAAAUGAACCCUCACCGUCGUCAUCGCCCGUAUCUUCGUAUCCCCCCGACGCCCUCCCUGUCUAUUCCGGGCUUCCUCUUGCUUUUUGGCUUGCGUACCGCGCCUCCUGCAAAUUGGUGCUUGAUGACCGGGGGGGCUGUGCACAGUGUUUGCCAAAGCCGACCCAUACCGCGCCUCUCUCGCUCCUCUCUUGCCCGGGCAUGUCUACCCCUCACUGACCACUCUAGGUAUCUAUCAAUCAAUCAAUCAAUCAAUCCAGCACCGCUGCCUGUUGAUUGCUACACGCCCUUCUGGCCUGGCCCACACCUUCCCCUCCCUUAUCCCAUUGAAUGCUUCGUGCCUCUUUCCCUGAUUGCCGUGGCAUGACCUCGUCCAUCUGACUGACACCCGACCUUCCUCUCGCGAUGCAAUUGAUUGGCAUCCCACCUACCGUCUUGCGGAAUCGAGUUUGGUGUAUUCAAAUGUUCUAUCUUUGGUCAUGGGGCCGCGGUCUAGGUUCGCCGUGCUUGUUCGUUUAACCAUAUCUGACCCCGCCAAUUCCCAUGCGCGACACUCUGCGCGACGCGAUCUGCGUUUCCCGUCCCGCAGCUGCUCUUGUGUCCCCGAUAGGGCCCCAUGCCGACCCUGACUGGCCUUGCUUGCAGCCGCCGUCGAGUCCCUGCAGCUGCCACGCUUUCCUGUCUUCCCUUUGUCCUGCUUCCUGCUUCCCCAUCCGUCGCUCCAUGCCACCAGCCCCCGUUUCAAAACAAACUACAAAGGGCAACAAAAUAAACCUCCCAGGUGAAGCUAUUCAAAUGCCAUCAAUGUCCGUAUUCGCCAUCUUGUGCAGCAUGUCAGGCCAACUUAGUUUAGAUCCCACUGACGCCUUCUUUGCAUCGUACGGCGCGUCUGAGCGGUGUGCCCGUGAUGAACCAUGCCGGACUCAUCUCGAGACGGUGCCCGGAUCGCUUACCGCAGCAGCUCAAUGGGGACGGAUUGCAAUUCCGCAGCCACUGCUUGGGUAG
This is a messenger RNA of Periconia digitata, 1561 nucleotides long. Lineage: Eukaryota; Fungi; Ascomycota; Dothideomycetes; Pleosporales; Periconiaceae. The record is from the annotation of a GenBank genome assembly.